GGCCCAGCGUCGGCGUGACGGUUGGACGCGGGCGCGGCACUGCGGGUCCCGAUUGCUGCAGCCGCUUGUCAGUGUGAUGAAGAUUGGCACCCAGGUGCUGGGUUAGAGUGGGACGUGUCUUGUGGAGGACUCAGCUCAUCUCCAUGUGUACCUACUGUACCCUGAUGAUGACCAAGUGAUUCCAGCCCAGGCUCCUCUGCUCAGUGUCCAAGAAGGUAUCUGAGACUCGCCUGCAGCCUGAGAUGUCCUGCCUUAUUUCCCUCCCAAGCCGAGGAACUGUUCUUAGCUGUUUGCUCACCUCAGGACCUGCAGCUCUAUUCUUCCAGGUGCUCAGACACCACUCACUUCUGACUCAAGAUGAUCUGAUGUCUGGAGUGAACCCUCCUCAACCAUGAUGGCUACACAGACGUUAAGUAUAGACAGCUAUCAAGAUGGACAGCAAAUGCAGGUGGUAACGGAGUUAAAAACAGAGCAAGAUCCCAACUGCUCUGACCCGGAUGCAGAAGGAGUGAGUUCUCCUCCCACGGAGUCUCAAACCCCAAUGGACGCCGACAAGCAGGCCAUUUAUAGGCACCCGCUAUUUCCAUUACUAGCUUUGUUGUUUGAGAAAUGUGAGCAGUCCACGCAGGGCUCAGAAGGCACGACGUCUGCCAGCUUUGAUGUGGACAUUGAGAACUUUGUCAGGAAGCAGGAGAAGGAUGGGAAGCCCUUCUUCUGUGAAGAUCCAGAAACUGACAAUUUAAUGGUGAAAGCAAUCCAGGUCCUGCGCAUUCAUCUCCUUGAACUGGAAAAGGUUAAUGAACUCUGUAAAGAUUUCUGUAGUCGGUACAUUGCUUGUCUGAAGACAAAAAUGAACAGCGAGACCCUGUUGAGUGGGGAACCUGGGAGCCCAUACUCCCCUGUGCAGUCCCAGCAGAUUCAAAGUGCCAUCACAGGCACUCUCGGCCCCCAGGGAAUCGUGGUGCCAGCAUCAGCCCUCCAACAGGGAAAUGUAACCAUGGCAACAGUGGCAGGUGGCACAGUGUACCAGCCUGUCACCGUCGUCACUCCACAAGGUCAAGUGGUCACACAGGCGUUAUCUCCUGGGACAAUUAGGAUCCAGAACUCCCAGCUUCAGUUGCAGUUGAAUCAAGAUCUCAGCAUCUUGCAUCAAGAAGAUGGCUCCUCCAAGAACAAGAGGGGUGUCCUUCCGAAGCAUGCCACCAAUGUGAUGCGGUCCUGGCUCUUUCAGCACAUCGGGCAUCCCUACCCAACAGAGGAUGAGAAAAAGCAGAUUGCUGCUCAGACAAAUCUGACACUGCUUCAAGUCAACAACUGGUUCAUCAAUGCCCGGAGACGAAUUCUCCAGCCAAUGUUGGAUUCCAGCUGUUCAGAGACUCCGAAAACAAAGAAAAAGCCUGCUCAGAACAGGCCAGUUCAGAGGUUUUGGCCAGAUUCCCUUGCAUCAGGAGUGACACAAGCCACACCCAGUGAGCUCGCCAUGUCAGAAGGUGCCGUUGUGACCAUCACCACACCUGUAAACAUGAACGUGGACAGCCUGCAGUCCCUGUCCUCAGACGGAGCCACCUUGGCUGUACAGCAGGUCAUGAUGGCGGGCCAGAGUGAAGAUGAGUCAGUGGACAGCACAGAAGAUGACGGAGGUGCCCUGGCGCCCCCGCACAUCAGCGGGCUGGUGCUGGAGAACAGCGACGCCCUUCAAUAGGGCCGGCGUUGUCAGCAGGGCCAGCGCGGAGCUGGAGCACCUGACUCUUCAUUGUUUGCACAGCAAACAUUUUACACAGUUUUCUUUGUAAUAUGUUUUAUAUGUAGAUAUAGAAGAGUGCACUUUUGUAUUUCACAGCAAGCUUCAAGAUGUCUUCGCUGGUGCAGCAACUUCCUUCAGAUGUGCGUGUGUGGGUUUUUAAUGCCGGAAACGUGAGGAGUGGCCCUGCCCCUGAGUCCCUGAUGAGAUUAAGGAACAGUGCUGCCAUUUUCUAAAAAAUUAUGCAGUUGCAAUUGAGUUCUGUGGUUUACAGCAGGUCUGGGGGCUGCUGCUUGUGUUGCCCACAGGUCUGAAAGAGGAUCUGCACUUGGGCUUCAGGGCAAGAGGAUGCUGGCCCUGGUGGGCUGUGAGUGCCCGCAACACACUGCGUUCUCUCUGGGCACCAUUUGCCUGUUUCAUUUGCUAUAUAGAAAAAGAAACUCGUAUUUUUACCUUGCUGGGAUUAUUGGAUAAAAAGCUAUUUUUAUAAAUCAGUUAUUAAUUGGAUUAUGACUAUAUUAAGGAUAAAUUUCUAGAGAAGGAACAGCACAUGCUUGUCUUUCGAUUUGGGAUGUUCUGAAAGGCAGCUGCCCAUGCGUGGUCUCCUCCUCCCCGGGAGGAGGCUCACCAUAACUGCUAAAAGGAAACAACCGUCAAGUGAACUUUUGAUAUCUCCAGUUUGUGUUCCUGUGUGAUGCUCAGAUUGCAUCUUACAGAGUGUACUCAGUAGGAUAUAUGGUGAGUGAGGGCCGCCGCCAUGCAGUGCCCUUAGUGUGCCAUAGCUCUCUGCCAUGCCUAGUCCAGCCUAAUUCAACCUGACUGCAGUUACAUGGCUACCCAGCCAUGGUAACUGGGUGGUAAUUUUAGUUGUUCUUUUGUUUGUUUGUUUUUGUUUUUGUUUUUGUUUUUUUAGUUAAAACGUGUUAUACAUAGAAUGUUUAUUAUAAACUAAUAUAAAUGUGCUCUACCCCACUGGCUCAGAGCUGGGGUAAAUAUCAAACACCCAAACUGUCUUACAUAAUGGGCAGCCAUCUGGAAGUUAGAGCUGUGGAGGUAUCAUUUCAGCGGACCCCCUGUUAGCUCUCAGGCGUCUGCGGCUCUCUGGCUGUCACACACUUUUGUUGCAUGUUGCUGCUUCCAUUUCCAGGGUCCUCCCCUUCCAGUUACCACUCACGAUUUAGGACAGUUUGGGGACUUCAUUUCUGGGCGACAUGACAGAGCAGGCUGUUUGCUUUUGGUUUACUUGGGAGGCUUUUUCUCCGAACACAAGUUCCCAGCUUCGUUUGUUGAGCAGCUGUAUUGUCACAGAUGGUACCUAGGCCCACCUGCUGAUGGACAGCCAUGUGGCUGUCAAGGGUGCCAUGCCUUGGGACCCAAGGGUGAUGAUCAGUUAUGGACCAAGGUUACCUAGAGGGACAUCUUUAGCUAAUUCACAAUUUUUUUCUGCAACAGUUCACUGCCCUCCUCCCCAGAUGUCUUGAUUCCGUUUAGUCAUGGAGCACACCUGGACAGCCAAGUAGUCAACAAGAAAAACAGGUUGUCCUUUCAAACCAUUUAAGGAGCCUGCACAACAAAAAACAAAACAACAAAAUAAAAUAAACAAAACCAAAAAACUUGCCAGCAACUCUUUUGAGGAGACAGUAAUAUUUUAAGCAGCUUUUCCAUUGCUUAUUCACAAAUUGUUUUAAUGUUUUAAGUCAGGUAUAUAAAGCCUGAAAGACUGGCUAUGUUGGGUUUAGAGUAGAAAUGCAUCGGCCUGUGAGCUCCUGCAGAGGUCUGCCACUCUCCCCAAAGGAAGCAUAGUCCCUGCUGUCCCGAUGUGUGCCAGUUGGUGGCUGCUCUAGCUGGGAUUUGAACACCAUGAUGCUGCAUGUCCUUUCCAGUUGAAAUCAGCUUUCCUAAGCCCUGAACUCUCACCUGCUAAACUCAGAGGGGAUAGCAUGAAGAUCAUAAGAGAACCUGGGUGUAGUAGCACACUCCUGUAAUCCCAAUGCUCAGGAACUUGAGACAGGAGGUAAGCC
This is a messenger RNA of Onychomys torridus (southern grasshopper mouse), 3762 nucleotides long. It is a transcript of the gene Pknox1, whose product is annotated as PBX/knotted 1 homeobox 1. The coding region runs from base 392 to 1702 and encodes 436 amino acids. Gene Ontology annotation, molecular function: DNA-binding transcription factor activity, RNA polymerase II-specific; RNA polymerase II cis-regulatory region sequence-specific DNA binding. The record is from RefSeq and is a predicted model, not a curated record. Gene Ontology annotation, biological process: regulation of transcription by RNA polymerase II; angiogenesis. NCBI's taxonomy places the organism in Eukaryota, Metazoa, Chordata, Mammalia, Rodentia, Cricetidae. The transcript is spliced from 12 exons.